UACGGGAUAUAAAAUGCGUCGUGCUCUCCCUGCAGGAGGAGAGCAGAACAACAGCUCAACUGUUUUUCACUCGGUACAAGUGUAGGAGUUUCCACGUUAUCGAUCAUUUUUUCAUUCUUAAUAUUUUUGGACUGUUACUUUAUCCUCACAAUCUGAAAAAUCAGGAGGGGGGCACUCUUUCCAACAGACUUCACGUUCCACGUCAGGACGGAGGAGGAAGUUUUCGUGCCUUCAUGGAGGAAACGACCGCUGCAGGUCCAGAACCGGGCUCAGGUGCUGCGGCACCAGCAGCCCCGAAACCUCAGCCUCCCUCCUUUGUGCCGUCCCGCAGCCUGAUGGAGUGGAGACGGAGGGUCAAGUCAGAGUAUAUGCGCCUCUGCCAAGUAAAACGCCUUAAAAAAGUAGAGAAGGUCAAGACCCUGUUCAUGUCCAACAGGAAAAAGAUUGAGCAGCAAACGAAUCUCCUGAAUGCAGAGUGGUCCAGGCUCCGGAUUCAGUCCAUCCCUCUGUCAACGUCUGGUGGAGCUGUGGCCAACAAGAAGUGCACGGUGGAGUUUGGCUUUCCUGAAUUUAAAGCCCAAGCCAUUGCCAUGAGACCGCUGUCAACAGUGACAGGAAUCCCCUUCAUGUACUCUUGGUCGCCUCUGCAGCACAACUUCAUGGUGGAGGAUGAGACAUUCCUUCACAACAUCCCAUACAUGGGCGACGAGGUCCUGGAGCAAGACGAGGCCUUUCUGGAGGAACUCAUCGACAACUACGAUGGUGUCCAUGGCGACAGAGGGGGGUUCCUCAUGCACUAAGUCUUUAAAAAGUUAGUGGAAGGUCCUGAAGCCAUUUCUUCUUCCACCUAGAAGCAUGAAGACCACGAAGAGGAGGAGGAAGAAGCAGCCGCGAUGACGGCAGAGGCCGCGGCGGAUGUGGCGGUGAAGAAGGAGGACGAGAGAGUGAUGAGGAGCUCGGCGGAGGGUUCGGAAGACACCCAAGCGGGUACCGUCGCGUUCACCGGGAGGAAGAGGAGGAGCACCGCUGAGGUGAGCGACUCAUCCAGCAGCAAGAAGGUCCCCAACGAAAAUAUCUUUUCAGCCAUCGCCUCAAUGUUCCCUUACAAGGGCACCACGGAGGAGCUGAAGGAAAAGUACAAGGACCUCGUUGAGCCCCCCCAGCCGGUGAAGCUGCCCCCACUCUGCACCCCCAGCCUGGACGGACCCUUUGCUAAGUCUGUACAGCGGGAGCAGUCGUUACACUCCUUCCACACGCUCUUCUGCAGACGUUGCUUCAAAUACGACUGUUUCCUCCACCCUUUCCACGCUACGCCCAAUGUUUACAAACGCAAGAGCAAGGAGAUCCGCGUGGAGACGGAGCCAUGUGGUGCGGACUGCUUCCUGUUAGAGAAAGGGGCCAAAGAGUUUGUGGAUCAGAACAUGUUACGGUCACAAAGGUCUCGGAGGCGCCGAAAGCAGCCGCGUCCCGCCAGCUCCAGCUGUCCCGGGCCGUCCGCGUCCGCCGAGGAAGCACAAGAGGGCUGCAGUGACCAUGAAACCACCUCCUCCUCAGAGGGGAAUUCGCGAUGCCCGACUCCCACCAAGCUGCGUCCAGGCGACGAUGACGGGGAGCAGCAGCAGGCGGGCGCGGUGGUCCAGUGGAGCGGGGCAGAGGAGUCGCUCUUCAGAGUGCUACACGGCACCUACUUCAACAACUUCUGCUCCAUCGCUCGCCUUAUCGGCACCAAGAACUGCAAGGAGGUGUAUGAAUUUGCAGUGAAAGAAGUCUUGAUCCACCGUGUUCCUCCUGCCGAUGGAGGAAUCGCGCCCCAAAAGAAGAAACGAAAACACAGGUUAUGGGCAAAGAUUCAGCUCAAGAAAGAUAACUUGUCCAACCAGGUGUGCAAAUACCAGCCAUGUGAUCACCCCGACCAUCCGUGCGACAGCUCCUGCCCGUGUGUGAUGAGCCAGAAUUUCUGUGAGAAGUUCUGCCAGUGCGUCCACGAGUGCCAGAACCGCUUCCCAGGCUGCAGAUGCAAGACGCAAUGCAACACUAAACAGUGUCCCUGCUACCUGGCCGUGAGGGAGUGUGACCCAGAUCUGUGCAUGACCUGCGGCACGGCAGAGCACUGGGACAGCAAAUCCAUCUCCUGCAAGAACUGCAGCAUCCAGAGAGGCCUCAAGAAACACCUGCUUCUGGCGCCAUCAGAUGUCGCCGGUUGGGGCACCUUCAUCAAAGAGCCGGUUCAGAAGAAUGAGUUCAUCUCUGAAUACUGCGGAGAGCUGAUCUCCCAGGAUGAGGCGGACCGACGUGGAAGGAUCUACGACAAAUACAUGUCCAGCUUUCUCUUCAACUUGAACAAUGACUUUGUUGUGGAUGCCACGCGCAAGGGGAACAAGAUCCGCUUUGCAAAUCAUUCUGUUAAUCCCAACUGCUACGCAAAAGUGGUAAUGGUGAAUGGAGACCACCGUAUUGGUAUCUUUGCCAAACGAGCUAUACGGCAAGGGGAGGAGCUCUUCUUUGACUACAGAUACAGCCAAGCUGAUGCCCUUAAAUAUGUGGGAUUAGAAAGGGUGCAUAGCUCCGUAUCCUCUGCCUAACCCUUCAGCCGCCCACUAAUGCUUCUGUCCCUCUCUGUAGCGCCACGUCCAGCUGUUGGGUUUCAGUGAACAGUCUCUGUCUCUGCCCCUCUCUGCUGCACUUAUGAAAAAAAAAAGAGAGUCCCUUCCAUCUGUUUGCUGGUGUUGCCGCCCCGCUUACACCUCGCCGCCUUCUUCAGCGACGGCACUCUGCGCUCCCUCUCAUCUGCCCCCCCUCACAUCUACCUGCAAGAGUAUAUUUGUCGAGCUUAUGAAACUAAACUAUUUAAAGUGGAAAUACUAUUAAUCUGCAUCGCUUACCGUACCAGGAUGAUGACAUGUUGUUUUUGUUUGUCAUCUUGUUAAAGCAUAGAGGUUGUGACCAUCAUGCAGCGUGUUACUCUAGUUUUGAUACUGUACUCAUAGACCGGCUUUUUGUUUGACUUCUCAAUACGUAAUGCAAGCUUUUACAUCAUACCUAAUGAUGGUCAGUGAAAUGCAUGUGCUGUCUCAUAAGCGAAACCAAUAAACAAUGUUAGUCCCAGCAUUAGCUUCAGUCAGAUUCUGCUCCAGUCCCUCCGUAUCGUAGUGUGAUGUUACCCGCCGCCUGCACUACAGACGAACUUGACAAGGUUCCAAAGCUUUGUAUGUUCAUCUGUAAAUCGUUCGGCAAAAAAAUAGGCAAACAGACAAGAAACCGACUGACUGAAUGUAACCUGUGGUGAUGAUAGUGGAGAGAUCUCGUCCCUCUUUUCAUUUGACGCAUUAACCCAUUCUAUUGGUACUCUGAACAACGUGCAUGCACAUCAAACCUUUAGCAUCAUGUUUGCGUGAUCUUGAGGACUACACACUUUGUGAAGGAAAUCAUUAAUUCAUUAACAAAUAGCACAGUUAACAUCGUCCUUUAUAAUACAAGUGCCAAAUGAUUCCACACAGAAAAAGGCUGGAAAUAGUGUUGAUGUUUUGCAGAAUUGACAUCUGUGUUAAAGGUAAACUUUGCAAGGUUAAUACAGUGGGAAAAGAACAAUGAUCAGUGUUAGACCAAAUAUUAGUUGCCCACAUGUGAAUAUAAAAUAUCAUUUUCCUUAUUUCUUUCAUAUGUCCAGAUUUUCUAUCCACUCGGUUUUUUGUUUAGAAAACAUUAAAGGCCACUUUGAAAUGAGAUCUUUCACAAUAGGGAACAAAAUGGAGUUUACUGCUAUGUACAGUGUCUGCCUAUAACAAUAAAAGUUUAACUUUAUACAUUAAAA
This is a messenger RNA of Gasterosteus aculeatus aculeatus (three-spined stickleback), 3811 nucleotides long. The record is from RefSeq and is a predicted model, not a curated record. Lineage: Eukaryota; Metazoa; Chordata; Actinopteri; Perciformes; Gasterosteidae.